Molecule: messenger RNA, 744 nt
Organism: Prunus armeniaca (apricot)
Lineage: Eukaryota; Viridiplantae; Streptophyta; Magnoliopsida; Rosales; Rosaceae
Source: the annotation of a GenBank genome assembly
AUGGCUACCUCUGUUACUUCUUCUGGCCCUAGCAUUGCUAGCUUUCUGAAAUUAGAUGAAGACAAUUAUCCUGAAUGGCUUCGCCAGAUGAAACCAUUCCUUAUUGACCAAGGACUCUACAAAUUCGUUGAUGGCUCUCACCCAAAGCCUCCAGCCAUAAUUCGUGUCGUGGCCCCCACCACUUCUUCGCCCACCGAUGCUCCUGCUGCUACUGUUCAUAGCCCUAAUCCGGCUUUACUCACAUGGAUUCAACAAGACCAACUAGUGGUCAGUUACAUAACCACUACACUGACCAAACCAAUUAUUUCUCUAACCAUUGGUUGUGAGACAGCUCAGGCCAUUUGGGAAUGCCUUCACCACCACUUUUCCCAAACUUCUAUUGCUAGCUCUGCAUCGCUCCAAUUUCAACUUCUUGACAUCACGAAAGGGACCAAAUCCCUUAAUAAGUACUUGCUCCAAGUCAAGCACAUUGCUGACUCCUUAGUUGCAAUCAACAAACUUGUGGAUCCCAAGUAUUUCUCACUCUUCGAGGCCUUGGUCCCGAAUAUCUCAUGCUUCGAACUUCCAUUCUUCAAAGUUCUUCCCUACCCACCUUCAUUGAACUUCGCUCUCGUAUUAUUGCAUUUGAAGCCCAAGACCCCAACCUUACCACUUCCUCUCCAUCCUCCCAUGCUCUCUUCAAUAACCACCCCCACCAUCGGCCCCUCAACACCAAGCCCCACCUCAACCAUUCUUUGGAAAUAG